Gastrolobium bilobum is the source of this 947-nucleotide messenger RNA. RefSeq names its product salicylic acid-binding protein 2-like. Gene Ontology annotation, biological process: salicylic acid metabolic process; jasmonic acid metabolic process. The transcript has 3 exons. Bases 1 to 786 code for a protein of 261 amino acids. Lineage: Eukaryota; Viridiplantae; Streptophyta; Magnoliopsida; Fabales; Fabaceae. The record is from RefSeq and is a predicted model, not a curated record. Gene Ontology annotation, molecular function: methyl jasmonate esterase activity; methyl salicylate esterase activity; methyl indole-3-acetate esterase activity.
AUGGAUACAGAAAAUUGCAUAGUUCGGAAGCUUUAUGUUCUGGUGCACGGUUGUUGCCAUGGGGCUUGGUGUUGGUACAAGGUUAAGCCACGCCUGGAAUCUGCUGGCCACCAAGUCACAGUACUUGACCUUGCAGCUGCUGGUAUCAACAUGAACAAAAUAGAAGAUUUUGAUACUUUUUCACAGUACUCUGAGCCUUUGUUGCAGCUAUUGCCCACAAUCCCCCCAAAUGAAAGGGUAGUUCUUGUGGGACACAGCCUUGGAGGGCUUAGCAUAGCCCUUGCCAUGGACAAAUUCCCCCAAAAGAUAGCAGUUGGUGUUUUCUUAGCUGCUUUUGUGCCAGACAUUGAACGCAAACCGUCUUAUGUCAUUGAAAAGUUCAAUGAGAGGACCCCAGCUGCUGAAUGGUUAGACACUGAAUUUUCCAAAUGUGGAAACAGAACAUCAUUGUUAUUUGGUCCUAAUUUAUUGUCCACCAAGCUCUAUCAACUCUCCUCCGCUGAGGAUCUUGAAUUGGCCAAGGCCUUAAUAAGGCCAGGGUCACUUUUUCUUGAAGACUUGUCUCGGCAAAAGAACUUCUCCAAAGAGGGAUAUGGAUCAGUUCCACGUGCUUUUGUUGUUUGCACUGAGGACCUAAUAAUUCCAUUGGAAUAUCAGCUCUGGAUGGUCAAAAAUGCAGGGAUUAAUGACGUGUUAGAGAUCAAAGGCGCUGAUCAUAUGGCUAUGCUUUCCAAGCCACAAGAACUAUGCGAAUCUCUCCUCCAGAUAGCUAUUAAAUACGCAUAAGUUCAUGGAGCAUGCCUUAAUAUUAUUUGUUGUGUUUGAAUUUGACUUGUGUUCGAAAAAUAAGUCUCUCUUUUGAAACCACAAGACAUAUCAAUAAAGUGACAUUCUUGCAUCUCGUGUGUUUUUUCGGGGUACAAGCACGCAACUUUGUAAAAUUCACA